GUGACUGCAAGGGAUGUUUGUGCUCUGUGCUAGCUUGUUUUAACGGUUUGUUGAUAAAUAUUAAGUUCAAACUACACAUAAACUUUUAUUUCUGAGUGUACACACGAAUUCUAGUUUGUGUUGAUGUGAAUUUAAAAGUAUCUCGUCCAAGAUGACGAUGCAGCAAGAAGUUGGUGUGUCCGACUUUGUCCUACUGGACAAUUUGACGACAGAUACGUUCAUCGAAAAUUUGCAUUUAAGGUACCAACACAACAAGAUCUACACGUAUAUAGGCGAAGUGCUGGUCUCUGUGAACCCUUACAAGUCUCUGGACAUCUAUGGCCAGCAGCACAUGGCCCAGUACAGGGGCCGGGAGAUGUUCGAGGUCCCUCCUCAUGUGUAUGCCGUAGCCGACGCCUGUCAGAGAGUGCUCAGGCAACAGGGGAGGGACACCUGUGUGCUGAUAUCAGGUGAGUCCGGUUCGGGGAAGACGGAGGCCUCCAAGUUCAUCAUGAAGUACAUAGCGGCCAACACCAUGCAGGUGCACAGGGAGUAUAUCGACAGAGUGAAAAACGUCUUGAUACAAUCGAAUUCUAUCUUAGAGACAUUCGGUAACGCGAAGACGAACAGAAACGACAACUCCUCAAGGUUCGGUAAAUACAUGGACAUACACUUCGACUACAAAGGGGAUCCCAUCGGCGGACACAUCAGCAACUACCUGCUGGAGAAGAGCAGGGUCGUCAGUCUGCAGCCCGGGGAGAGGAACUUCCACGCCUUCUAUCAGCUCUUAAGCACAAACAACCCGCAGACGAAAAAGUAUGGAUUGAACUCGAGUUCCGUGUACAAGAUUUUGGGCAACGAGCGUGCGACGGCACAGGACUCUAAACUCUAUAACGUGACCAAGAGCGCCUUUAAUGCUCUGGGCUUCCCGCCGGCAGUCGUCGACGAUAUAUGGAGCAUCGUAGCCGGAGUCAUCUUAUUGGGUGAGUUGACAUUCAGCGAGGGCGCGUCGGGCGAGGUGGUGGUGGGCGGGCCGGUGUCGUCGUGCGUCUCCGCCCUGGGAGUUUCACAGGAGUCUCUAAGGUCCGCGAUGGUGGGCAGAGUGCUAGCGGCGGGCGGGGACUUGGUCAGCAAGGAACACACCCUCACUGACGCCCACUACACCCGGCUGGCGCUGGCCAAGGCCGCCUACGACAGACUGUUCAGUUGGAUCGUACAACAGAUCAACGCGGCGAUAGAGGCGCCCUCAGCCUCGUACCGCUCCAGUGUGAUCGGCGUCCUCGACAUCUACGGCUUCGAGAUCUUCGACACCAACAGCUUCGAACAGUUCUGCAUCAACUACUGUAACGAGAAACUACAACAGCUCUUCAUAGAGCUGGUGUUGAAGCAAGAACAGGAGGAGUACUCCCGCGAGGGCAUCACGUGGACGCCGGUCCCCUACUUCAACAACAGAGACAUCUGUGCUCUAGUGGACGCGCCGCACGCCGGGAUCAUCGCCAUCAUGGACGAGGCCUGUCUCAAUCCCACCAAGAUAUCCGACGGUCAGCUGUUGGAGGCGAUGGACAAGCGCCUGAACUCGCACAAGCACUACACCUCCCGCCAGUUGUCUCCGCUCGACAAGAAACUCAAACACGCCGUCGACUUCCAGAUCACCCACUACGCGGGUCAAGUGACCUACAACAUCACCGGCUUCAUGGAAAAGAACAAGGACUCGCUGUGGCAGGACCUCAAGAGACUUCUGCACCGCUCCAGCAACGCCUCCCUCGCUAAAAUGUGGCCCGAGGGAGCCGUCGACAUACAGCAGACGUCCAAGCGGCCUCCGUCCGCGGCCAGCCUGUUCCGCUCGUCGAUGGCGGCGUUGGUGAGCGGCCUGUCCAGCAAGGAGCCGUUCUACGUCCGCUGUGUGAAGCCCAAUCCCGCGCAGGCGGCCCACCUUUGGGACGAACAGCUGGUCCGUCACCAGGUGUCGUACCUGGGCCUGGUGGAGAACGUGCGUGUACGGCGCGCGGGGUUCGCCUCCCGCCAGCGGUACGACCGCUUCCUCAAGCGGUACAAGAUGCUAUCUCAAUAUACGUGGCCCAACUUCCGAGGCUCCAGCGACAAGGACGCCGUCAUGGUGCUGCUCAGGGACCUGCACAUCACCGACGUGCAGUUCGGGCACACCAAGCUCUUCAUACGGAGUGCUCGUACCCUGCACGAGCUGGAGCGCGCUCGGUCCGAGCUGAUCCCCUCCAUCGUGGUGCUGCUCCAGAAGCUGUGGAGAGGAACCCUCGCCAGGCAGCGCUACAGGCGGAUGAAGGCGGCCCUCGUCAUAUACAACGGAUGGAAACGGUACCGCUUCAGGCGUUACAUAUCCGAGCUGCAGGCCAUCCUCUCCCGGCACCGUAACGUGAUCCCGUCGUGGCCGGCGGCACCCCGGGGGGUGGCGGUUCCCUUGCUGCAGGCGGCCUAUCGUCGCUGGCGCGCCUACCUCACCCUCAAGCCCAUCCCGAGGGACCAGUGGCCUCAACUCAAACUCAAGAUAUCCGCGGCCAGCGUGCUCAAAGGCAGGAGGGCCCAGUGGGGGGCCUCGAGGGAAUGGAGGGGGGACUACCUGGCUAUUAAUUCGUACAACGAUAAAUCAUCGUCGUACCUGUCGUGCGUGUCUAGUCUGCAGCGCUCGCAGUCUUUGGGCAAGCCUCUGUUCUCGUGCCGCGUGUUCAAGUUCAACCGCUACAACAAGAUGUCGGAGCGCUGCUUGCUGGUGACCGACACGUCCCUGUACAAGCUGGACGCGAGCUCCUUCAAGCCGCUCAAGAAGCCCACGCCCAUCACGGAGGUUGGCGGCGUGCGUGUCAUGAGCGGGGAGGCCCAGCUGGUGGUGGUGGUGGUCCCGGGCGCCAGGAACGACCUGGUGGUAGGGCUGGUGGCGCCCCCACACACUGACCUGCUGGGGGAACUGCUGGGAGUGCUCGCACAUACGUACCACAGGCUGACCGGCUCCGAGCUACCCGUGGAGGUGGAGAGCGGCGCCAGCACGAGGUGUAUCCUGGGAGGGAAGACGAGGGCAUUGCAGCUACCGCCGGCGACCACCAGCCCCGCCUCCCCCACCGCCACUCCCGCGCCCUUCACACACGCACACAACGUCAUCACAUACCACCCGGCGUCGGCGAGGGCGUAACCCGCGCCCGGCCCGUCCUCGGGGAGAGUGUAUUCAUAGUUGUGAUAUAUUACCGUAUGUGAGCGGUCGCCCGCGGCGCGGCGCCGGUACUUAAUAGCUUCACGUCUCCUCACUCGUUGCGGCGUGUGCGGCGCGUGCGGUGUACAGACAUCACGUGGGGUAAAAGAAAAUUAAUGUAAGCGUAUUUAACAUAACAAUUAUUUUUGUUAGUUUCGCGCAUAAAAUGAUGUUUUAUUUUUUGUUGUAAAUAAUUAACGAGCGUUUAAUGUUUGUAAUUUUAAGUUAUUUUUUUAUCUUAUUUAUUGUAAAUUCCGUUUUAUUCGCGAGUUGAUGGCUUCGAUGCAGUCAUCGAGAGCGUCGUGACUAGCUUUCUUUAGUUUCAAACCACUUUAGUAUUAUCUAUGACAGACGAAAUCUAUGAGGCGGACAGUAUGUCGGUCUCGUAAUGUAUAUAAAAUAAGUCGUAUAAUAAUAGGCGCCCUCUAUCGACGUUAUGAGUGGUUGUGGCGUGACCCUGACGAUGUGCCUUCAGCCGGUGCCGGUGCCAUGUCCUUUGUUUAAUAAACGGAAUAUUUAUUA
Danaus plexippus (monarch butterfly) is the source of this 3718-nucleotide messenger RNA. RefSeq names its product unconventional myosin ID (gene Myo31DF). Gene Ontology annotation, cellular component: vesicle; myosin complex; microvillus. The transcript has 17 exons. Gene Ontology annotation, biological process: actin filament organization; vesicle transport along actin filament. Gene Ontology annotation, molecular function: ATP binding; microfilament motor activity; actin filament binding. Lineage: Eukaryota; Metazoa; Arthropoda; Insecta; Lepidoptera; Nymphalidae. Bases 152 to 3139 code for a protein of 995 amino acids. The record is from RefSeq and is a predicted model, not a curated record.